GCGCAAGGAAUGGGACAUACAGCCAGACUGGAGCUACAGACAGGACUCCCAUUAUCAGGCAUCAAACAAGAACUCUUCCACUGCAUCAGCUGACGAUCAGCUGAUCCCUGGGAAUUCUCCCUCCAACCCCUCCUCUCUCGGAUUCUAUAACCACUGUGUCUUUAGUUUGGCAGCCAAGUGGGGAGUCUCUGUUGCUAAUAUCCAGAGGCAGCAGGAUCCCAGUGAGGGAAGUCAGCAGGCUGGCUUAUGCAAUGCAAAGUGGACGCUCAGGCUCAGUUGCGUGCCUCAGCGAGAGGCAACAGUUGUUUUGGCUUUCCACUCCUUCGAUGGUAGUGUUGUGCUCUGGGAACUCAAGAAGCAGGAAGCUGUGCAGUGCAUUCAGACCGGAGCUCUGGAGAGAAACAUGGAGGUUUUACCAAUGAGAGGCCUUCUUUAGGCUUGGGUAGGGAAUUUGGAAACCGAAGGCUAUAUGUUUCCCUUCCUCUUUUACAUUUCCUUGCCGAUUGCCUUGAGCAGAGCAAGGCAGUCUCACUUGUAAGCGGCAGACAACAUUUUUGGGUCGAAUUGUUUCAUGGGACUUAUUCUCCUCGAUCAACUGGGACACAUCAGGCCAGGGUCAAAAUCCAGCUAACACCCUCUUUCCUUUAUAAACUCAGGUAUCAACCAAUUCUUCUGCAUGUUUGUGUUACCUGUGAUUUUAAGAAGUGUGACAUCUCUCUGGCUGGGACAGCAGGGAGAUAGAACAUCAGGAAGUAGUUGCUGAAUGUUUCUGGUUCUUACCUUUGAAUCCAGAAUCACUAAGUAUAUAAGCCAAGACAAUAACACUGGACUGCCUAAGUUGGGUUCCACCACUGAAACUCCUGGUGCCAACGCCUAUCACUGGACUGCCUUUUCCCCAGGGCACUGACUGUACACCUCUCUACCUACCUACCUCACAACGUCCGGUCAUGCUUUUCAAGAGGAAGUUGUGCUUGUUUUCUCUGUUUGGUGGGAUUCUCUUUGUCAUGAUCACCAUUCAGAAGAACAACAUCCUGUCUAUGACUUUGAUGGAGACCCAUGCCACCUCCAGGACUGUGCCAGGGCCCGCUGUUAACCGAACAUGGGCAACACCCAGUGCCACGGUGCUCAGUCCAGACAGGAUAUGUGAGUGCCCAUCCUGCACAGCGGACAUUAAGUUUUCUGCGUGGUUCGCUCAGCACUAUGACCCCCAGCAGCAGCCCUUCCUCACAGACAGAGACAACAACAUGGACCCCCUGGCCCUGAAGUGGUGGCUGGCUUUGCAGCGGUCCACCGAUGAGCGUACGAUAUACGAGGUGAUCCAGAAGAUGUUCCAGGUCAUCGCUCCCCCCGCCAGGGAUGUCCAACCCAAACAAGCUCAAUGCAAGAAUUGUGCAGUGGUGGGGAACUCAGGAAACCUGCUGGGCUCUCAAUAUGGCUCCUUGAUAGACUCCCAUAACAGUGUCAUAAGAAUGAAUAAAGCCACCACAUUAGGGUUCGAGGUGGACGUGGGCAACAGAACGACACACCACUUCAUGUACCCUGAGAGUGCAGUGGACAUCGGCCCUGGGGUCCACCUCGUCCUGCUGCCCUUUAAACUCCGUGAUCUACAGUGGGUAGCCAGCGCCCUGUCGACGGGAGAGAUCAAAACGACAUACAUGAGGGUGAAAGAUCGAGUACGGGCUGACAAGGAUAAGGUAAUGGUGAUAAAUCCAGCAUUCUUUAAGUACACCCACGACCGGUGGACAGAGCGCCAUGGCAGAUACCCAUCCACGGGCAUGCUGGCCAUAAUAUUUGCCCUGCACAUCUGCGAUGAGGUGUCGGUAUUUGGCUAUGGAGCCGAUCAACAUGGGAACUGGCAUCACUACUGGGAGGAAAACAAGUACGGCGGCGCGUUUAGGAAAACCGGAGUCCACCAUGCUGAUUUUGAGAUGGAGGUUAUCCAAAAGCUUGACACAGAGGGCAAAAUUAAGCUGCACAGGAGAUGAGAAUGAGCAGGGGUGGUGUGUACAGGAUGAAGCCAUUAGAGUGUAGUGGUCUGGUGGUCAGAGACAGUCAAAUAUGUGCCCUGCUCUCUGCAACUAGUGCCUAUGAGCAACACAAACAACCAAAACCACAAACGGGAGUCCUCAAACCACAACAAAAACUUGAAUCAUGUACAUUGCCUUCAGAAACUAUUCAUACCCCUUGACUUAUUCCACAUUUUGUUGUGUUACAGCCUCAGAGAUCUACAGAGAGUUGUGGGAUCUUAUAUAGACAGAUGUGUUUCUUUCCAAAUCCUGAAUUGGCCACAGGUUGACUUCAAUCAAGUUGUAUUGACAUCUCGAGGAUGAUCAAAAGAAAUUGGAUGCACUGGAUGUACCUGAGCUCAAUUUGGAGUUUCAUAGCAAAACGGUGUGAAUACUUACAGUGCCUUCGGGAAGUAUUCAGACCCCUUGACUUUUUCCACAUUUUGUUACCGCCUUAUUCAAAAAUGU
Messenger RNA from Oncorhynchus tshawytscha (Chinook salmon), 2474 nucleotides. RefSeq names its product CMP-N-acetylneuraminate-beta-galactosamide-alpha-2,3-sialyltransferase 2. NCBI's taxonomy places the organism in Eukaryota, Metazoa, Chordata, Actinopteri, Salmoniformes, Salmonidae. The transcript has 9 exons. The coding region runs from base 948 to 1985 and encodes 345 amino acids. The record is from RefSeq and is a predicted model, not a curated record. Gene Ontology annotation, molecular function: beta-galactoside (CMP) alpha-2,3-sialyltransferase activity.